CUGUGGCGCCGGGUCCAUUCACUGAAUGCACCUCCCUCUGCCGUAGCCGGCUGCUGUAAGGCUGAACGUCUGCUCCCUGUCCGAUGUGUGUCUUCGCUGUCGUUUAGGUCUCGGCCUGUAGCGUGUGUAGCUGGCUGAUGAGCCGUCUCGUAGCCGGUUCUCGUUGCUGCUAUUGCCGACCUGCAGAAGGGAAGGAAAACAGCUGCAGCAGCGACACACACAGAUCGACAAUACCGGCCGGAGCAGUCGCGUGCCGCCGACUAACUCUGCUGCAUUGGCUCGUUGACUGACUGGUCGGCUGGUUGACUGGAACUGAGCCGUUGUGCGGAACGCUGCCUGCUCGCUCGUUUGCCCGGUGGCUAGCUCAUUGACUCGAGAGCUACUAGCUGUUGCGCAUGCUCAUACUUGAAAGCGUCACUUAGUGCAACAAUUAUAACUGCUCGCACAACUAGUACUGCGAUAACUAGUAUCAUUAUCGACACGGCCACAGUAACGGCGACGGCAGCAGCAGUAGUCCCCCACUUUUAUUUCUUCUCCCGGUCGUCGAUACUGCAGCUGCCAUUGCUACCUCUGAUCGUGGUCGUCGUGCCGUCCUUCAUUGCCACACCACUAGCAUCAAGUAGCAGUAACGCUUAUUGUCAAUCUCCAGCGGUCAACGGCUGGUACUAUUAUUGUUGUUGUCAUUGAUGCUGCAAUUGUUGCUGCCGUCGUCAGAGUAAGAGCAAUAGAAGCUGCGGAGGAGUGAGUGAUCAAAGCCAAAGUGAAGUACGAGUCUCUAACAUACUUUAUUAGAACUUCUGCUACGACGAAGUCGUGUGUAUCAAAUAGAAAGCCAGUGGCGGUUGUAAUAGAGCAAAAAAAUAACUUGGCCAAACUAGAACACCCUCUCAGCUGCGACUGUACUGACCGUUUUGUUCGUUUUACUUUCGCUGUGACUGCGGGUGUCCCAACGAUUUCAAAAUUUCGCCAAUGACCUCCAGUUGCAGACGGCCACAAAGAAAACAGGAAAGAGAAGUUCUUAAAGUGUGCAUUCGACAACUGUUGUUACCGUAAGAAGAGUGUCGCUAUUGACUAACAACAAGGUUUCGUCAACGUCUUGUCGGCACAGAGAAACGCACGCUGUCCAUUAAAACCUUUCUCCCCGGGUCCUAUAGCAGCAGCAGCAGCAGCAGCAGCGAUAGCGGCUACCUCUGUGCCCCCUUAGGGUCCGUGGCUUAUGACGACCCGACGGGGCGUGGUGCCGCCGGCUUACUUCAGAUCAGUUCGUCAUAUAGCAAACACAAAUCCGGAACAAUUACGUGUCUCGCCGACAUACCAAACAAAAAAUAACUGUGUACGAGUUAGAUUUGUAGCAGUUACCGGGGUGCCGCGUGCCCAUGAUUUACUACGAGUGCCGUACAACCACAGCAUACUAAAGGCUCCAGGUUUGAUAGCAACAGCUACAGUAGCUCUGCUGUGUCCGUGCGUGUAGUGAGCGUGUUACCUUUGCCAUAUUUGUGUCUCUGUGCUCUAUCUUUUUGUCUGUAUUUUUACCUAUAGCUUCACAAAUAACACCGGCGGCGGCAAACUUAGAUUUCGGUGCUGUAUUCAGCAGAGCACGUUGUAGCUAACUUGACGGCGUCCGCGAAGGGCGGGUUCGGCUCCUCGUGCUAGCCUAUAGUCGGAAGAACAUUACCAAUAGAAAUUAUAAUAAAGCAGCAGCGAGUGCAUAGCUGUUCUUUCCUAUUGUCAUCUCUUAGUAACGUCGCAGAAAGCGUGGAAGUGAUUCGGUGCUUGGACAGAUCCAGGUCGAAUUAGGUUCAGAGAGAUGGCAGACGAGUUAGCUAUCCCCCAGCGGGGCGGGAUCUCAUCGCCUCAUUGCGGCCUUAGCGGCAACGGAAACACUACAACUUCGGGUGCCACUUGUACGACGUCACUUAGCGUAGAAAGCGUACGGAAGUUGUUGGCUCCAUUCAUUGGCUUUGCGUGUACUGACGCUAGCAGUAAUGGCGACAGCAACAACCCACAGCAACCGAUUUGCCAUCAUAGCGACCCAGAAUUAUUCGCAGUCCCGCUCCGCCAAAUGCCGGUCAGUCGUAGGGAGGUGCCCAAAUAUUUACUUCGAGGGGAAGUGAUGGACUGGAUCGUGCAACAUGUCGAUGAUGCGAAAUUUCCACACUUUCUGGCAUGGAAAAUCGCUAGCAUAUGCGCUGAUAACCUUUACAGGGAUAUUGCUACAGGUUCGCAGCAGAUUAAUGCCUUAAACAACGCAGCCAAACGUGAGCUUGAGAAGGUGUGUCGCGAGGUAGACUCGAAUACUGCGCUGCUCGAAGAAUGCCUUAGCGGUGUCUCUUACGGCGCCUCUCCGUGCUCUCCCAGCGGAAUCUCGGUUAAGGCUCUCCGGAACGUUAGAAGGACCAUGGAGGAUCGCCACGUCAUCGUGCCCGACCUUAAUGCCAUCACCCCAUGCUUGAAGCUCGCACCCGUACGCUACGAAUAUUACGCAGUAUUCGACGGUCACGGAGGCCGGGACGCAGCAAAUUUCGGCGCUGCCCAUCUCCAUUUGGUGUUAGCGGAACAACUGGCGCAAGGCUACGCGCCAGCUGACGCCAUCAAAAAAGCUUUCAGUGAAAUCGACAAAAACUUUUGCGGAAGCCCAAACGAGUCUUCCCGUCGAUCUGGCAGUACGGCCGUCGUGGUUUUAAUUUGCGAUCGUCGCAAGUUGUAUGUUGGUUGGUUGGGGGAUUCCGAAGCAGUGCUGGCGCGCGCUGGAACUGCGGAGCCUCUUGUAAUCCCUCAUAAGGCAUCUCUUCAGUCCGAGCAGACGCGGAUCAAGAAACUCGGCGGUAAUGUCCAUUUGAUACAGGGAAUUUAUCGAGUCAAUGGAAAUCUGGCUGUAUCGCGUUCUAUAGGCGACGUGGACCACAAGCCGUAUGUCAGUUGUGACGCCGAGGUAAACUCAGUGGAUCUGGAUAGUGAAUGUGAUUUUAUUGUGCUCGGAUGUGACGGUCUCUUUGACAGUCUGACGGCACAGGACAUCGUUAUCCAUACCUAUCAUGCAGCUUUAUCGCUUCAUUUCGACACGACUUGUGUGGCAGAUCACCUUACAGAGGCAGCCGUAACAAGAGGAUCGACGGAUAAUAUAACGACGCUGGUGGUAAACCUGCGUGAUCCGAAGAAAUGGCGAUACGAGGCGGUAGUGUUCCCGAGCCAAGCAACGUUUGCAACGUGUCUUGGAGUAGGACAACCGUCGCCGGGAGAACAGCUGACCGAACAGCCAGCUGAUGUCUCCAGUCAGCAAACGCGCCUGAACGGUAGUACUACAGACUCAAAACCAUCAACAGCAGUAUACGCAGCUGAAGUACCCAACCUGGCAUCACUUACAGGUGGAGAGGCAUCACCGGUUAGAGAGGUGGCCGCGGACUUCGUUCACAGUGCAGUCGAAAUGGCUCUUAACAAAGUCAACAACAACAACGAGGGGGCACCAGGAGGUCUGGAGCUGACCAGUUGCGAUCUGUCGCCUCCAGAGGGUGAACAGCGAGAUCUGAUCGCAACAUUAAAAAACGAAACCCCAGAGUCAGAGCGACUAAACCCAGAGGCGCCGGAGUUCGUGCCAUUUAGUGCCAGCCUCCAGCCCGCGGAGAAUGCUCCAGUCCCAGCCGCCGACGCAUCCGAUCUGGCCACAGCUACUUCAGCCUCGCUAGCGAUUACGACGGCGGCCAUGGAGGCGAUGUCCAAAUCGGAGUCGAGAGACGAACUUGUUUACGAGAUUGACCGGCAGCUUAGCACAGCACCGGAGCCGGCGAAGGCGGAACUUGUGGAAAUUGAAGAUUGCACAGCCGCUGCACCACCGUGCGCUGCCCCGUCGGAUUCAUCCCCUAUAAAAGCUGGCGAAGGUGCAGGCAUCGUAAAUGUCGAGGCACUAGGCCAGCUUUCAGAUAGUGAAGAUGAGCUCAAUUCAAUGGUGGUACAUGAAGAUCAGCCUCAAACAAACAUUGUUCCUGCUGUAAACAUGGACGUCAAACUGAGCGAGCUGAUUGUCCGUGACCAGAAUAUUCAUGUGAUACCUGAAGAAUCACCAAGCGACGAGAUCGCACUUCCAGCUCCAGAAAUGACAGUGACCUCGCAAGCAUCUGUGGCACCUUCCCCUGUUCCUGAACCUCGAGCGGAUACAAUUAAUAUCGAUGAUCCUACGGAAAAUUUGUUUACAGCGCCAGCUCCCGUUGAUACCCAUUCUCCAGGAUCCGCAGAAAUUCAACAACAAACCGACCCUGUAUCGAGUUCGAUAGGUCAGCUUAGGUCAAAUAAUCAGUCUAAGGAUGGCGAAAUGGAUAAGGAAGGAGUCUCAGUUGUCGAUGCUUCACCUGCGGCUGUUGCUGACAUAUCCGCGCAGCUCAUCCAAGGCGAUCUGCUCAACUUGAUCGAAACCUGUAGUGCCCAGCCAACUAUGCCCUGCGCGUCCGAAGCUGUUCUUCCGGUUACAGAGCCGCUGGUCACUCCUCGAAGUGAUUAUUUAUUCUCAUUGGAAGGUGGCGUGCACGAGGAAGUCAUUAUUCCUAGCGUCCAGCCGCUCCUAUACGACGACGAGCAGCUGCAGCAACCGGAGCAGGGAGCCGCCGAAUCCACUACUACUGCUGCUGCUGCUGGUGAUGCUGCUGCAGCUGCUGGUGAUGCUACUGCUGCUGCUGGUGAUGCUGCUGCUGAUGAGGUUGCUGCUGCUGAUGCUGUUGCCACUGAUACUGCUGCUACUGAUGCUGUUGCUGCUGCUGGAGAACAGUCAUCUGAAGGGAUAAAUCUUAUCGAAUCUAUGAUGGCCAGUAUGACAGUGGAUGAUGGACCUAAGGUGGUGGAUGCUAUUGAAAAGGAACCGGCAGUUGUAUUAAGUGCUACUAGCCCAGUGUCACAGCUCAUCAAAGAAGCAUCACCAGACAAACCUGAAGAACUGAAUAAAUGUGUGGAAAUCGCGCCUCCUGUAGCUGAGAUCAGUGAACCCAAGAACGCUGUAAGUGGACAAGCGGAUAGCCUCAAGCUUGGUAGCAUUCAGGAUAUAAUGGAGAAAUUAUCACCGAGUGAUGCUGAAGAAGCCAAAAUUGAGGCGGCGGAGUCUCAUGGAGCCGCUCCAGUAAUCCCGGAUACAAUUCCGGAAGCCGAGUGCGUGCAGGAUGCUGACUCCGAGUCAGACAACGAAGUUCAAGAGUGGAAAUUCGUCAAAGUUGGAGAAACGACACCUGCUGCCCAAGAGGGAGAAAUAAAAGUUCCCAUUGAAUCGAACUUCCUACCUAUUGAUGCUUCAGUUACAGCGGCUGGUGUUGCAGCUGCUGUUGCCGCCACUGCUGCUGCUGCCGCCAGUGCUGCUGUUGCUGCUGCUGCUGUUUCUGCAGCAACAGCUGAAAGCAAACCUACUGUAGCAAAAGCACAAACGAAGGCUGGCGUCAAGCCAACUGCAAAAGGAUCUACAGCAUCUCCGAAGGCGACAGCAUCAACAAAAACGACAGGCUCCACCGGUGCUAAAGGCAACGCUCCUGCUGCAGCUCCAUCAAAGACUGCACCAAAGGCACCUGUUGCUGCGAAAGCUACUACAGCGGCCAAAUCAACAGCUGUCGCCUCGUCUAAAACAGCCGCUCCUCGAGCUGCUCUUUCAGUAACUACGAAGCCAGCAGCUGCCUCGAAGCCUGCUGCUGCUGCUGCUGCUGCUGCUGCCGCUAAAAUUACCAGUGGCACGACGUCAAAGGUAGCUCCAACUGCCGCGCGGGCACCUGCUGCUAAGGCAGCUGUUGCUCAGAAGACAGCUUCCACAGCUGCGGCUACUGCGGCGAGCAAAACGAACGCGGCGAAGACGCCGGCAACUACAACAACAGCUAAAGCUCUAUCAACGGCCAAGCCAACGUCGAACACGGUGAGUUCGGCUAAAGCACCCUCCGUCCGGCCAGCCAUGCCGCGAGUGGCCAGUACCUCCUCCGCGAAGCCAACCACCACCAGCGCCGCCGCCGCCGUCGCCGCCGCCGCCGUCGCCGCCGCCCCCGGCGCUACCGCGUCAUCUAGUAAACCUCUGGCGAGUACCGCUAAAGCGUCGACAGCCCCGAAGGUACCCUCCACUCGGACCGCGGCGUCCACAACAGCUGCGACAAAGCCAUUAGCGGCGCGAGCGUCAUCUGCUAAGCCUGUGGCAACAGCUGCGACGUCAGCAGUGGCAAAAAAGCCAGCGACGUUAGCUGCGGCUCCCGCUGCCGCUAGCCGAGUGGCGGCUGCGCGUACUGCGGCGGCUUCUCGGCCAGUGCCAAAACCGUCUGCAGCAGGCUCAAGCAACACAGCUGAUUCCAAACCAAAAAGCUCCCUCGCCACUAAAACAUCAUCCACUAACGUUAAAUCAGCAUCUGCCGCGCUGCCGAAGUCGCCUGCUAAAAAAGUCGUAAAACAGGAGGAGUCUAAGAAAAAUCCGAAGGCAGCUCCCGCUUCUACGGCCGCUAUUGUUGAAGAAAAAGAAGACGAUGGUUCAGUCGCUGAAAGUCAACAUCAGGGACUCAACGGUUCAACUGAGACCGAUAUGCAGUCGUCGGUUUCUCCAUCUCAGACAAAUGGCCACAGCGAACAAGUCGACCUCCCUGCUGAGCCAGCUCCUCAGACUGUAGCGGAGCAAAACUAGGAGAAGCCUACAAAUGAACUAUUCGACAUCGACGAGAACCCCAAACUACGGGCUAUCUAUACUGCGCGCGAACUAGCUAGCGAGAUGAAUGAUUAGAAAAGGAAUAUGGAUCAAGAACAAAUUCAACGACGACGACGACGACGACGACGGCUGCAGUAACAACCACCAUCUAAAGCGCAAGAGAGGCAAUUUCGUUCGGAGUUCCGCAUCGUUGAUUUAGCUGUACAGGGCGAUGACUAGACGGAUCAUAAUAAUACGAGGGCGUGGUCUUGGUCAUUGGCACUAUGCGAUGCCUAGUUAGCUGCUCUUCAUAUACCCUAGAUGCCUUCAGUUUGAAGCAAGAGAUGACCGCCCGGGCUACGUCGAAGUUCGCUUAUAUGGUUUGUAUGGCCGCCUGCUUUAACUUAUGUCAAAGGAGAUAUUUAUUGCCUUUGCCAAGAACAACAAAACGCUUUUUAAUAGAGACAAAUAACUCAUAGGAAUGGGAAUGCGUAAACAUGUCUCUCAACUCCAAAUGAGAACUAUAUAGCGGUAAAAGCUAGAACUAGAAAGACAAGAUAAUCCUACGAUGAUAAUGGGCGCUGUUUUUCAUGUAGAAAUUCGACCACGAUAAGAUAAACCGCAAUUUAAAUGCGAUAGUGGGUCUAACCAGACAUGACUGCGUUCAGCUGUUGCGGAAACUGUCAUUGCUGCGAGCAGAAUAUAGAUAAAACAGGUGAGGUCGACAGGAGCACGACGCCCUUAUAAAUUAUUAUGCGACGAUAAUUAUUUAAAAGAAUGUUGUUCUGUUGUCGAUAUACAGUGCUCGCUUUGCGAAAAACCUGGGCAGGAGACGGAUAACGCAACGUGGCUAAAAGCAAAAACAUGUUCUGACGAUUUAGAAGGCAAAAGUGGAGACGAUAUCUUUCUUAUAGUAACAAACUAAAUAAAUAAACGUGCGCAAACAUGGCUCCAUUAAAUAGCCAUAAUAUUUGGUAAAAAAAAAAGCCGGCUAAUGUAACUGGCUGAUACUGAUGUAAAUCAAAAAAAAUCAGGCAACAAUUACAGUAGGAGUUACUAUAAGCUAAACAAAUCAGAUGUAAUAACAAUGCCCUUUUCUGAAGGCUAGGCUACGAGAAAUCUUACUAUAUAACUGUCUAUUUGUUGGCAUCAACUUACCUACGUAUAUGCGUAAACACUUCGGUAAACAUUUGAUAAACAAUUAUAGUCAAUAGGAGCCAGAAAAAAGAAAUCUUUAUGUCAAAAACAACGAAUAUAAAUC
Messenger RNA from Varroa destructor (honeybee mite), 7883 nucleotides. RefSeq lists its product as uncharacterized. Gene Ontology annotation, molecular function: cation binding; protein serine/threonine phosphatase activity. NCBI's taxonomy places the organism in Eukaryota, Metazoa, Arthropoda, Arachnida, Mesostigmata, Varroidae. The record is from RefSeq and is a predicted model, not a curated record. Gene Ontology annotation, biological process: protein dephosphorylation; negative regulation of protein kinase activity.